UGUCGGGUCCGUCUUUCCCCAGCCGUGUCCCCUUUUCUCAGCUCGGCGCAGACGCCAUGUUGCCUUGAAAGGAAGAUGACAAGAGGCGGCUGCGGGAGUAGUGGCGACGGCGGCGGCGGCGGCGACGGCGGCGGGGGGCGGCGAGAAAGAGCACCGGGCAGCUGCUCGCCUUGAGGAGAAGCUCUUUCGCUCUCUCCCCUGCCUCGCUUCUUUUUUCCUCCCCGCUCGGGCUUUCCGGGGAGUCGAGGAAAGGGCGAGCAGCCCCGCCGCGUCAGCUGUGGGGGGUUUCCGUUGACCGCUCGCGGCUGCUGCGGGAGCCCCUGAAGUAGGGAGAGGAAGAGGCGGAGAGGGGACUGGCAAAAAGGAGCAGGCGGCGAUGAGAGCAGAGACCUGAGCAAGACGAGGCGGACGGAGGGGGCGGCGAGCGCCACCGCUGCUGCUGCUGCUGCUAGAGACGACUGCAGUUUAAAUCCCCCCUUGAGCUGCUGCUGCUGCAGUUUGAGGGGGGAGGGUGUUUUUUCCCUUCCCUUCCUCUUUUCCUGCUCGCGUCCAGCUACUGGGAGUGCGUUUUAAGGCUAAAUGUUAUAAAACAUAAGAAGGACUGUAAGAGGACAAGAAGACCCCACCGCCGCCUCUCCUGUCUCCUCACCCCCACUGUACUUAGCGAAUUGAUAGGGAUACGAAAUACAGAACAACCCCCUCCCCAAACAACUUCGGCCCCAGAGGAAGAAGGAGGUCGCCUUACUUUUCUGCUUGAGUGCCUGUGGCUUUUUUUUAAUGAGGUGACUCGGACACAGAACUAUCCUCUGAAUCAUCUUCAUCAUUCAUUAUUGGUUUAGGCUGGAGAGGAAGACCGAAAGGAGAAGAGAAAAAAAGCUCGUACACAACCCAUGUCCUUGUAUAUUUCUACCUGGCACCAUUGGUGUUGGUUCUGCUGCUGACAAAGAUCUGCUGCCAUCUCUGGUUUCUCUGGCGUUUCCCCUCUGAUCAAGCUUUUUUAAACUCUAGUUCCUCUUGGAUUUUUUCCUCCCCAAGCUCACAAUUUCCUUGCUGCAGGUCAAACUUUUGUUGGAGAAAAACAAAGCUCAGAACUCAGCAAGACACAUACCAAAGAUUGGUUAGCUGGAAGAUCUUUCACUGGUUUUGUGCUGUAUGCUCUUGGCCGGCUUUUAAAUUUUCUUGUUCCGUGUUUCUGAAACCAUCAGGGUAAUAUCAAGAUGUCCAGCAGUGUUCCAUCUGAUAUGAUAAAUUUGCGCCUCAUCUUGGUAAGUGGAAAAACAAAGGAGUUUUUGUUCUCGCCAAAUGAUUCGGCAGCAGACAUUGCAAAACAUGUAUAUGAUAACUGGCCAAUGGACUGGGAAGAAGAGCAAGUAAGCAGUCCAAAUAUUCUCAGACUUAUUUAUCAAGGACGGUUUCUUCAUGGCAAUGUGACGCUAGGAGCAUUAAAACUCCCAUUUGGCAAGACAACAGUGAUGCAUUUGGUUGCUAGGGAGACACUGCCAGAGCCAAACUCUCAAGGUCAGAGAAAUCGGGAAAAAACUGGAGAGAGCAAUUGCUGUGUGAUCCUGUAAAAGCUCUGCUGUAUCUGCUAUUUGUGAUGUAGAAUAGUUUUCGUCUUUCAUGCCGCUGGACUAGAGGAGACCAACAUCGUUUCGAACACCCUUAGGAAGAGCCUAUCUGUGAAUCCAUUGAACUGAAAUAUUACAUGAACACUGUCACUUUUUUUUUCCUUGAACAACGAACACUUUUUUAUUUCUACUUUUUAGGUUGUUGAACAAGCUUAUUAAUACAUCUCUAGUACAUUCUGUCUCCAAGAAAAGGUUAACUAUUCUCUUUAGCAGGAAUUAUUUUUCUGCCAUAAAAUCAUCCUUAACCUGAACAUUAACCAAUCAAGAUUUCUAGAUGCAAUUUGCACUAAAUAUGGUUGACAAUAUAUAGACCUCAUCAACAAAAACUCAAGUAUUUCAAACACAGAGAAAUGAAUCAGCACUGGAAAAUAUUAUCGGCAGUCUUUUUUCUUAAAUAAUGGCCAACCUGAAAGAGGGGGGAAAAAAUAAGUAAAUUCUACCUAAGUCAGCCUUGGUGGCCAAACUGGCACAAAAUACUAACUAAAAUUGUCUGUCUGUAGACAUAUAUAUUUUCACUGCAACAAACUACGUGCCUGUAAUUUUAAAGCACUCUGCAGAGGGCUGUUGAAACUGAUUUUUGUCAUUGACGUGCACUCUUCUCUCAUACAUUAGUUGAGUGCUCGUUCAGACAGCACAAAUAAGUGCAGAGAGUGCAUUUCCUAGCCUUAAUAUGGGAGGGGUAAUUUCCUGUAGUUCAUAGGCUUUUAUUAAUGUGCAUAAAUAUUAGAAGACCUCAUUUACUAAUCAAUUUUAUGUCUUUGAAUAUCAACAAUUGAUGUUUUUCAGUCAUUCUUAUCCAUCUGUACUUUAGUGUCAGUGUCAUGCAUACCCAUUAGUGACUUCAAAGAAAUAAUUACAAAAGUAAGGAGAAAAAUGUAGAAAACCUCUGCCAUAUGAUGAGUUUUUAUUUGUUUUAUGUUAUCUGCAUUCGUUAUUAGUGCUUGCAAUCGUAUUGGAAAUCAAAAGCUGGUUUUUAAAAGCAUACAUAGUUACAUAUAAUGCCAUUCUUUUACUUCAUAUAAUUUAAAAUUUGAUAUGCUAAAAAAAUUUGCACAGCACUAAAGCAUGAGUUAGUUUCAUCUAAAUCUGUAAAAAAAAAGAUAUAAAAGAUUUUAUAUUUUUUCCACUAGGGAGAAAUCCUUCCUAGUUGAAACUACAAAUGUGUAGAAUAUAUUUAAUAAAAAUCUUAUAAAAACAUGACUAUAGAACUUAAAUAUAGAUUGGCGUGUAGAAUAAUAUCACAAUAAUCCAUAUAAAUAGCUCUAGGCUUUAAAAAUGCAGGUUGACAUUGUGUUCUGUACUUGAGUCCAUGGCCCUUACAAAUGUUCUGUGUUUUUUGAAUGAUCAACUUCAUUUAAAUGUAAUCAGGUUAUUUUAUUCAAUGUUAUUGCUUUGACAAAAUGCUUUAUAUGCAGUAGGUCUACAAAGAUAUUGUUCAUAAUGAUCAAAAAUAAAUUUGUAUAGAGCAGAGUUUUAAAACAAAAUUGUAAAUAGCACUAAACAUUUUCUUUCUGCAACCUGUACUGAUAGUUUCUUCUGUAAACUAAAUAAAAGAAGAAUAUUGUAGUGCAA
Molecule: messenger RNA, 3200 nt
Organism: Varanus komodoensis (Komodo dragon)
Lineage: Eukaryota; Metazoa; Chordata; Lepidosauria; Squamata; Varanidae
Gene: UBL3
Product: ubiquitin like 3
Exons: 5
Coding region: 1218-1571 (117 amino acids)
Molecular function (GO): protein binding
Source: RefSeq, a predicted model, not a curated record